AUGCCACCGGCUCCAUCUUUCCCGGCCUCGCCCUCUUCGGGGACCCGCAAGCGUUCCAUUCACGAAGUUGAUGAUGCGACCCCAUCGCCAAACGCGAAGCGCACCACCGACCACGCUGGUGAAGAUCAAGAGAACCGCGCUCCUUCUCUCCCUCUACCGGCUGACCAUGGGUCCCCCGCGUCUGAUGCUCCGAAAACUACGAUGACACCUCGCUCCACUAUUGAAAUCGUGGUGAGAAAUGCUGCAAGGAACCUGGAAGAUCGUUCUAACCUUGACCGGGAACUAACUUCGCCGUCAAACAAGGCUUCCAAUCCUGAACCUGAUACACCGGCGUCUAAGAAGCGCAAGGUUGCCUCGGCUGGCAAAGAUGCUAAGCAGCAAGAAAAAGAAGCCAAGGAUCGCCAAAAAGCGGAAGAAAAGUCAAAGAAAGAAGAAGAGAAAGUAAAGAGGGAAGAGGAAAAGGUGAAGAAGGAAGAAGAAAAGCGCUUGAGGGCCGAAGAAAAGAAGAAACGCGAGGCCGAACGUGAGGAGGAGAAGCGCAAGAAGGAGGCUCAACGCGAAGAAGAACGGAAGCAGCGUGAUGAAAAGAAGAAAGCAAAGGAAGAUGAGAAAGCCGCCAAAGAAGCCGCCAAAGAGGAAGAGAAGCGCAAAAAAGAUGAGGAGAAGGAGAAGAAGACCCGAUCACAAAUGAAACUCAACUCGUUCUUUGCCAAACCGACGUUACCUCCCACUUCGUCAAGCCAGGUGACUACUGUCCCUUCGUCCCCUAGGAAGUCAUCUACAGGAGAGGCUUCUCAUGAACCUCGUGAAUUACAGUCGGACUACGUGCGGGAGUUUCCCGCUUUCUUCCUCAAAUCACAUACUAUUGUGGCGCCACCUCAUCGCUUCGAACGUGACGUUGAAGCACUUGCACAUGUCCGCCAAACCGUCGACUCAUCUCUAAGCAAAGAAACACUGGAUGAAAUACAUCCAUUCCGUCCAUCAGAGGUCUUCCAACUAAUCCCCUUCAAUCGCCGACGAGGGCAGCGGACUGCCUCUGUCAGGGAAAUACUCUCGCAGUUACAAAAAUCCGACGAGCAGCCAGCUCAUAGUCAGGAUACUGCAAAACCCCAACAGCUCCUGCGCAAAGUCACGAUGAAGUCUUUAAAGUUUGGUGAAGACAUCCGCCCUCCCUAUCAGGGAACUUAUACCCGUCACGUGCCCGAGUCAUCUGCGAAGAGACUUGCGAGAAACCCCUACCACCGCGGGCUGCCUGAUACCAACUAUGAUUACGACUCCGAGGCAGAAUGGGAGGAACCCGAAGAGGGCGAAGAGCUGGACUCUGAAGAAGAAGACGAGGGCAGUGACGAGGGCGAAGAUGAUCUCGAUGGCUUCCUUGACGACGAAGAUGACGCCCUCGCUGAGGGUAAACGCCGCCUCAUUGUUGGUGAUUUAGAACCUGUCACUACGGGUAUCCAGUGGGCCGCUGAUGGAGUGCCCCCGGAAAAUCAACUCUACCGGAUUCAAACUAUCUCCGAUGGAGUGAACUUCCCCAUCGACCCCUUCUCAACUGCAUACUGGGAAAAGCCGAAGCCGCUAGACCAGCCCGCGAAAGCACCGAGUGAUGGGUUCCGCGUUCCUGCUCUCCCAGUACCAGCAGCAGGCGGCGUUUUACCACCAUCAAAGGCUAAGCGACCAUUCCCACCCGAGCAAAUUGCCGAAUUUAAAGAAGCAGUCGAGGGUAGUGAUCUUAGCAAGAUUGGGUUGGUUGAGAUCUUGAAGAAACGAUUCCCCAAAGUGUCGAAAGAAACAUUAAAAGCAACGCUUGACCAAGUUGCUGUUCGUGUGGGUCAGAAGGAAGUUGAUAAGAAAUGGGUCUGUCGGUGA
Molecule: messenger RNA, 1866 nt
Organism: Penicillium soppii
Lineage: Eukaryota; Fungi; Ascomycota; Eurotiomycetes; Eurotiales; Aspergillaceae
Product: putative chromatin assembly factor 1 subunit A
Exons: 3
Coding region: 1-1866 (621 amino acids)
Biological process (GO): nucleosome assembly
Cellular component (GO): CAF-1 complex; nucleus
Source: RefSeq, a predicted model, not a curated record